CGAUCGAUCCAGAAAAAUUUUUUUUCAACAUUCAAAAACUUUGACAAUGAACUUUCACUUCUUUUUCUUCUUCUUUUGCUUCUUUUCUUUCUUUUUUUUGUUUUCCAUUUUAAUCUGUCCGAAGAUGAAACUGUUAGAAAAAUAAUUGUUUCUAUGAAUUGGAUCCAACUGGUUGAUAUGAAAAAAUCAUAGCAUCGAUCCUUAGAAAUCGAACAUCAUUGAUACUGUUCGUAGAUCAUUUGACAUAAAUAAAUACGACUUAUUAAGGAUUAAAAAGAGAAACACAGACUGCGGUCCUUCGCCUAUUCGCAUUUUAUGCGACCAUGCUAGGUAUAUACAUACACACACGUGCACACGCAUACACACACACACACAUACACAUCACUGUUGCCUUUCAUCCAUGGAGUCGAUUGCCGUUUGUUAUUGAAGUUAUUCCAUCGCCUCGGGCCAGAACAAGGCGAGGCUCUAACAAGCACGCGUCUGUCCAUGACGAUGACGGACAACGUCUAUACUUUGAUCGAAAUGGAAUUUCUAUAGAGCCAUCGGAUACGCAUUGGCGCGUCUUCAACGUAAACAAUCUAAUUACUAUUUUACCUGUAAGAGUAUACGAUAAAACGUCAUUGAUUUAAACUCUUCUUCAUUACAAUGAUCAACGAUUUGAAAUUAGCAUAUGUUUAUAAGAAAAGUAUAAUCACGAAGGAUACAAAUUAAAUCGUUCGUAAAAAAAAAAAAGAGGAAAGAGAAACAUCUAAUUCUAAUCAUUAAUCCAGUAAUAAGUAUUAUUCUGUCACUUCAAAAUCAAGUAUAAUUACUCUUUCUUAGUACACAAUCACUUUCAUAUCUCUAAGGGUUGCUAAAGAGAGAGAAAGAGAAAAGAUUAAUGGGGUAGCACAUUGAUCAGUGUAUUAGACACGCUAACAUAAAAGAAGAAUACUCGAUAAUUGGUUGAAAGUCAUGAUUGUUGUUGUCAUUGUAGUCGUCAUCGUCAUCGUAAAAGUCGUACUACUCCACUCCCCAUUCAAUGGUGCGACACCGUCUCUCGGUUUACGUUGGAACCUUUUUAAAAUUAAAGUGGGGAUCCAGGUUUGAAAAAGCUGAACUAAACGCCGGUCCUGUUAGUCGUCCCGUUAAUGUCUUCGAGACUACGCGUCUAAACGAAAACUCUUAUACAGUCUACGGAGUUUUCAUUUUAUUCUCGGAAAACACGAUGACGUGCCGGAGCGCGCUGAUCACCGCGUUUACCAUCGGAAUUCUUCUCCUGGCGACUAGAACGGAUUACUCGGAAGCCUGCAACGAAGCGAUCUGUGCAAGCGUCGUUAGUAAGUGCAUGCUCACUCAAAGUUGUAAAUGCGACCUCGUCACCUGUACCUGCUGCAAAGAGUGUUUCUCAUGUCUCAGCUACCUCUACGACGAGUGUUGCUCUUGCGUUGAUCUUUGCCCAAAGCCGAACAUCACGGACAACCCGUUAAGCAAAAAAUCCCACGUGGAAGAUUUCAGCGAACCGGUACCUGGUCUCUUCCAAGCUCUUACAGCAGAACCGGAUCCGCACGAACGUUGGCUCACCUUUACCUAUCCGGUGGAUUUUGAUAUGUCCUUGUUCGCGCCGAAGCAAGAAAAAGAAAUCAAAUAUCACAUGCAAACCGCGGAGGAAGAGAUGCAUCCUUUGAAGCCAAACGUGAUGACGGUGAACUGUACUGUGGCGUUCAUGGCACAGUGUAACUCUUGGAACAAGUGUCGAGCUUCCUGUCAGAGUAUGGGCGCAACCAGCUAUAGGUGGUUCCACGAUGGCUGCUGCGAGUGUAUUGGUGACACGUGCAUCAAUUACGGGAUCAAUGAAUCCAGGUGUAUUCACUGUCCAAUGGAUAAAGAGGAGGAUGACCUGAAGGAUCAAUACGAUGAUUUUGGUCAGGACGAAGAUGAAUUAACGGAGGAUGAGAUCGAUUAGAUGACGAAGGGAAAAUUGAAAAAAGGUCGUACGAACUAAGCGAAAUAUUCGCGUAAAGUGCAAUUUCAACAAAAUCCAUCAUUGUUUUCCCAAUGUGAGAUGAUCUAAUCAACGAUAGACAAAAUUUACAAGUUGAUCCGUAACGGAGAGGAACUUUGUUGUUGUUGUUGUUGUUGUUUCUUUUUUCUUCAAUUUUUUUUUUUUUCUUUUUCUUUUCUUUUCUUUCUUUUUUUUUUUUUUUAACGGUGCAAUCAUAACAAAAAGGGCUUGUUAUAUAAGGAACACCGAGUAGAGAAUAUUUAUCCUCUAGUGUGAUCCUCUUAGCGUUUAAGAAUUUUAAAAGGACUAUCGGUUUCUUUAGAAGGGAAAAAAAUUUUUAAGGAAUAUUUAAUGAAUAUUUAAGUCAAUGCAUCGUCCAGGACUUAAAGUUCCUUUUGGAAAAACGUAUUCGACAAAAGUCGAAAUGGACCGGUGGAAUAGGCAACACGAAGAAAUGCCUGUUUGAUAAAGAAAUAUUUUAGAGAUUCGACUCGUCUCUGUACAUGACUGCAGCGGCAUAUCAAAAAGAAUCACUUAAUUCGUUUGAAACGACCUCCUUUUCUCGCGAAUAUCUAUUUAAUUUACCGACUUAUCGAAUCGUAUGUUUUAUCAAUUAUACUGUGCCAUACGAAUAAAAUUGUAAAUACGUCAAAUAUACUAUUCGGCUAAUUUAUCUAUCUA
Vespa crabro (European hornet) is the source of this 2665-nucleotide messenger RNA. RefSeq names its product twisted gastrulation protein homolog 1-A-like. Lineage: Eukaryota; Metazoa; Arthropoda; Insecta; Hymenoptera; Vespidae. The coding region runs from base 1022 to 1945 and encodes 307 amino acids. Gene Ontology annotation, biological process: regulation of BMP signaling pathway. The transcript has 4 exons. The record is from RefSeq and is a predicted model, not a curated record.